Messenger RNA from Nestor notabilis (Kea), 2417 nucleotides. RefSeq names its product transmembrane protein 63A (gene TMEM63A). Gene Ontology annotation, molecular function: nucleic acid binding; calcium-activated cation channel activity. Bases 6 to 2417 code for a protein of 803 amino acids. The transcript is spliced from 22 exons. The record is from RefSeq and is a predicted model, not a curated record. Gene Ontology annotation, cellular component: plasma membrane. NCBI's taxonomy places the organism in Eukaryota, Metazoa, Chordata, Aves, Psittaciformes, Psittacidae.
ACAAAAUGAACCCCUUCUUUUUUCUGGGUUUUGGACAUUCUCGUCUAGUCUACUUCUGGAAUAGAAGUCUACCUUUCAACUCAACAAAUGAGACAUACUGCUACAGCACCGCCCAGGGCAGCACAGUGCUCCAAGGAGUAACUUUUGGUGGAAUCCCAACUGUCCUGCUACUUGAUGUAACCUUCUUUUUUGUUUUAAUAUUACUGUUUUCUGUUAUAAGAAAGAGAUUCUGGGACUACGGUCGUGUUGCUCUGGUGUCAGAAGCUGAAAGUGAAUCAAGAUACAACCGAUUGUCAACAUCUUCAUCAGUACCUGAAGAUCUUGAAUAUGAUAAGGGAUUUUGUUCUUGGAUGACAGCUGCUUUUCGGAUGCAUGAUGAUGAGAUUCAUGAGAGAUGUGGUGAAGAUGCCAUCCAUUACCUUGCCUUCCAGCGGCACAUCAUCUGCUUGUUGAUUGCCGUCAGCAUUCUGUCUGUGUGUGUCAUAUUACCUGUCAACCUGUCGGGUGAUUUACUUGAUAAAGAUCCCUAUAGUUUUGGAAGAACAACUAUAGUAAACUUGCAAACUAGUAAUAAUCUUCUUUGGCUGCACACGGUUUUUGCUGUUGUUUACCUGAUCCUGACUGUUGUCUUCAUGAGACAUCACAUGAAGUAUGUCACAUAUAAAGAAGAAAACAUAGUUAAGUGCACAUUGUUUAUAACUGGUCUUCCAAAAGAUGCAAAAGAAGAGACAGUACAUGGCCAUUUCACUGCUGCCUACCCAACUUGCACUGUGCUGGAGGUGCAGCUGUGUUACGACGUAGCCAAGCUUAUUCGUCUGUUCAAGAAAAGAAAACAGGCAGAAAAAAGCCUGACUUACUAUGAACACCUGCAUCAGAAGUAUGGCAAGCGGGUCCAGAUCAGCCCUAAGCCAUGUGGUCAAUUCUGCUGCUGUGAAAUGAGAGGAUGUGAAAGGGAGGAUGCUGUAGAUUAUUAUACCAAAGUUACAAAUGAACUGAUGGAAGAAUAUUCAAAAGAGGAACAAGCUGUUCAUAAUAACCCUCUGGGAAUGGCUUUUGUAACAUUUCAGGAGAAAUCCAUGGCAACCUAUAUCCUCAAGGACUUCAAUGCCUGCAAAUGUCAGAGUAUUAAGUGUAAAGGAGAACCCCAGCCAUCGCCUUACAGCAAGGAGCUGUGCAUAUCAAACUGGGAGGUUACAUAUGCUCCUUACCCUGAGAAUAUCUGUUGGAAGAAUCUUUCGGUGCGUGGACUGAAAUGGUGGUUCAGAUGGGCUUGCAUUAAUUUGCUUCUUUUUAUUGUGCUGUUUUUUCUUACUACUCCUUCCAUCAUCAUCUCAACCAUGGACAAGUUCAAUGUCACUAAACCUAUUCACUACCUCAAUAAUCCCAUCGUCAGUCAGUUUUUCCCAACGCUCUUGCUCUGGUCCUUCUCGGCUUUGCUACCAACAGUUGUCUAUUACUCAACUUUGCUGGAGUGCCACUGGACAAAAUCUGCAGAAAACAGAAUAAUGAUGCAUAAAGUCUACAUAUUUUUGAUCUUCAUGGUACUGAUUCUGCCCUCCCUUGGCCUGACCAGCCUGGAUUUCUUUUUCCGUUGGCUGUUUGACAGAGAAUCAUCUGAUUCUGCAGUGAGACUGGAAUGUGUCUUCCUGCCUGACCAGGGAGCCUUCUUUGUGAACUAUGUGAUUGCCUCUGCUUUUGUUGGCAAUGGGAUGGAGCUGCUGCGCCUGCCUGGCCUCAUCCUUUACACCAUACGCAUGAUCAUGGCCAAGUCCGCUGCAGAAAGGAAGAACAUUAAACAGCAACAAGCGUUUGAAUAUGAAUUUGGAGCAAUGUAUGCCUGGAUGUUGUGUGUGUUCACUGUCAUCAUGGCCUAUAGCAUUACGUGUCCCAUCAUUGUCCCGUUUGGUUUAAUAUACAUACUCCUGAAGCACAUGGUGGACCGUUACAACCUUUACUAUGCAUAUCUCCCUGCCAAGCUGGAGAAGAAGAUGCACUUUGCAGCAGUGAAUCAGGCCCUUGCUGCUCCAAUUCUCUGCCUUUUCUGGCUCUAUUUUUUCUCCUUUUUGCGCCUAGGCUUUAAAGCACCUACAACCAUGUUUACCUUCCUAGUUGUCAACAUCACAAUUGUUAUUUGCUUGGCUUAUACUUGUUUUGGCUGUUUCAAGUACCUGAGCCCACUGAAUUACAAGGUAGAAGAUACGCAAAGUGAAAGAGGAAACGACACAGAUGUACCAACCAUCACCACAUCUUCUAUGUACGUGCCCCAAGUCUUGCAUCCUACAGAAAGGACGAUGCUCGCCCAUAAGGAGCAGCAGUCGUAUGGCACCAUGGACCACAUUUCUUCACAGGCAGAAGGAAUCAUAAGCUAUUCUGCUGGACCUGCAGUUACUGAGCAGGCAUCGAGAAGCUCGGUUUGA